Molecule: messenger RNA, 853 nt
Organism: Paramecium sonneborni
Lineage: Eukaryota; Ciliophora; Oligohymenophorea; Peniculida; Parameciidae
Source: the annotation of a GenBank genome assembly
UUUUAGAAAGAAAAAUAAGUCAUGCAAAAUAUAGUUAAAAAGAAUUAAGUAAUGGAUUCAGUCGAGAAUUCAAUAGAAAAUACAAUACUGAUCAUCAAAGUAUUCUAUAUUUUAAAUAUUAAAAAAAGUGUAAUAAUAAAUAAGUCUUGAAUUCGGAGAUCAAGAAGAUUUUUCAUCAGCUAGAAAUCCUAUUGAUGUAGAAAUAAAAAAUCAUAACUUUUCAAAAUAGAUUAAGUUCCUAUCUUGAUAAACUUUUCUUUCAUUCUAACUAUUGUAUUUAUCUUAUAGAGUUAUCAAAUUAUAAUGUAUACAAUUUAAUUAUGUAACAAUAUAAAGUUAUUAACGAAUAGCCAAUACCAGAACAUGUAAAAUUUAGAUAUCUCAUAUUUUCUAGCUCUUUUUUUGGAAAUAUUCAGAUUAUAAAGCAAGAUCUCUCACACCUUCUAGAUCUAAAUCUCCUUUAAAAAAGUAAAAAUAACAGAUUAAAUCUACAUUGUAAAGGUUAGAAGAUGAAGAAUGGGCUGAAUGUACAUUUAAACCAUAAAUCUUCUCUAAAAGAUGUUUUCAAUAUAAUGAAGGCCAUUUCUUAUAGCGAUGUUAACAGUAUGAAGAACAGAAGUAAGUUAAAUUGUAAAAGUUACGUAUAUCUGAUGUUGAAAAUGAAUUGAAGGAGUGUACUUUUCAACCAAAGAUAAGUCAAUAUGUCAGAAAUGCUAAUACUAUUAAUUUAAAUGAGACUAAUAAGAAAUAAGUGUUUGAAAAUCUUACGGCAUAACCAAAAUAAACUUAUGCAAAAUAAAUGUAUAAGUACUCAGAUGCUUUGAAUUUAUUGCAUAAAGAACUACAUGGAUGA